Molecule: messenger RNA, 1673 nt
Organism: Cucumis melo (muskmelon)
Lineage: Eukaryota; Viridiplantae; Streptophyta; Magnoliopsida; Cucurbitales; Cucurbitaceae
Product: serpin-ZX
Exons: 2
Coding region: 244-1413 (389 amino acids)
Molecular function (GO): serine-type endopeptidase inhibitor activity
Source: RefSeq, a predicted model, not a curated record
GUUAUUACUUUUUCUUUUUGGCUAAAUAGAAAAAGAUAAAAAAAAGGUAUUAAAGAAAAAUCUCUACCGCCACGCAACGAUAUUCUCCACGCGCAACGCACGUGAGAUGCUGAUCAAAAGCCUAAAGUCGGUCGGUUCCAUGCUUUCAUUCAAUUCUCAACGACCGAAGAACGACUUGGAGUUCCAAAUUCCCGUUUUCGAUUCAUCCGUUUCUAAACCAUCGAUUCCUCCGGCUACCGGAAAAUGGAUAUCAGAGAAACGAUCAGAAGCCAUGGCGACGUCGCCAUAGCCAUCACCAAGCACCUUCUCCUAAACGAAGCCAAAGCCUCCAACGUUGUCCUCUCGCCCUUGUCAAUCCAUGUCGUUCUCAGCCUCAUCGCUGCUGGUUCCAAAGGUCCUCCGCUGGAUCAACUUCUUUCCUUCCUCAAAUCUAACUCCACCGACAACCUCAACUCCUUCGCUUCUCAAAUCGUAGCCACGGUCUUCGCUGAUGCCUCUCCCAGUGGCGGACCUCGCCUCGCAUUUGCCAAUGGGGUUUGGGUUGAUCAAUCACUUCCUCUCAAACCUUCUUUCAAACAAGUUGUGGACACUCUUUAUAAAGCCAAGCUCAGCCAAGCUGAUUUCAAGACUAAGGCUGUCGAAGUGACUUCAGAAGUGAAUUCAUGGGCUGAAAAGCAAACUAAUGGACUUAUCACAGAGGUUCUUCCCCCUGGAUCAGUUGAUAGUCUCUCUAAGCUCAUCCUUGCUAAUGCACUCUACUUCAAAGGGGAAUGGGAAGAGAAAUUCGAUGCUUCAAAAACAAAGAAACAAGAUUUCUACCUCCUUGAUGGAAGUUCAGUGGAGGUCCCCUUUAUGACCAGCAAGAAUAAGCAAUAUAUAGCUACUUUUGAAGGAUUUAAAGUUCUUGGAUUGUCAUACAAACAAGGAUCUGAUCCACGUCAUUUUUCUAUGUACAUCUUUCUCCCGGAUUCGAAGGAUGGAUUGCCAUCUUUGAUCCAAAAACUAGAUUCCCAAUCCGAGUUCAUCGACCGCCACACUCCAUAUGAAAAACUUAAAGUGGGUGAAUUCAAGAUUCCGAAGUUCAAAAUUUCUUUUGGGGUUGAAGUUUCCAAUGUCUUGAAGGGGUUAGGAUUGGUGUUACCUUUCUCUGAAGGAGGUUUGAUGGAAAUGGUGGAGUCCCAAACGGCUCAAAACCUUCAUGUUUCAAAAAUAUUCCACAAGUCAUUCAUUGAGGUUAAUGAAGAAGGCACAGAAGCUGCAGCUGCUUCAGCUGCUGUCAUAGCAUAUAGGAGUUUCCGUCCAGUGGACAUAAUCGACUUCGUUGCUGACCGCCCGUUCUUGUACGUGAUCAGGGAAGACAAGACAGGAUCUUUGCUUUUCAUUGGGCAGGUGCUAAACCCUCUUGUCCAUUAAAUUUAACAAUAGAUUGGUUCUGGAGGAUCAACCUAAAUAACUGCAAAAAUCUUGUCACACUCAACUCUCUUCUAGUUGUAGUAGAUAUAUCAAAGGCAUUUUUUAGCAUGUCCUAUGAUUAUAUGUAUUAUCUAUAAUAUGGUGUUAUUGCUUGUUUUAUAACACUGUAGCAUGUUCUCUGUUUGCUGAACCGUGUUUUUGUAAGUCCAUCCGUUUAAUGGAUUCUUUUUUAUAUAAAACCAAUUUUCAUUUGAUGAUCA